Molecule: messenger RNA, 501 nt
Organism: Durusdinium trenchii
Lineage: Eukaryota; Dinophyceae; Suessiales; Symbiodiniaceae
Source: the annotation of a GenBank genome assembly
AUGUGGUUCCUGAAGAUGCAGAACUACCGGAUAGCAGCGGACCUGAUUGCCUACAAUGCUUUCAUUGCUGCUUACGCUGCGCAGGGGAACUUGGACAAAGCAGAAAGAUUGCUUCUCAUGGCGUGUGCAAAGCGUUUACAACCUGAUUUGGUGACCUACAACAGUUUGUUACAUGCCUGCGCCCGGGCAUCGGGACACCAGGAUCUGGCGAAAGCAAAGGAGGUGUACUUGGUGAAAGCGAAUGAGAUCAGCCUGGACCCGGUGAGCUUCAACUCUGUGCUGCAUGCUUGCGCACGGCUUAGCCAGGUAGCUGAAGCAGAGCGAACAAUGCGAAGCAUGGCCAAGAUGCGAGCAAUGCCCACCCAAGUGAGCUACAAUGCCGUGAUCAAUGCUCAUUGUCAGGCAGGCAAUGCUGUCGGUGCUACUUCUUGGCUUGAUCAAAUGGCACCUUGGCGUCACAUUUUUCCCACAAGCAUCUCCGAUGCUUGGGUUCUCGUUUAG